AUGCCCGCCGAACGGUGGCCUUUACUUUGUAGUGCCGUCAGCAGCAGUACGAGUGGCAGCACGAGCACGAUAAGCGCAGCGCACCUCGAGAUCGCCGCGGCGCGGCCGCCAUUCGAUGCCAAUUUGCAGCGGAUACUGGACACCUCGUCACUCGGCGAAUUCUGCAGCGCGGGGGAACCAAAUCCGGUCCGCGGAAGUUUUCCCCCCUUUUACCCCGCACAGCGCCGCCUACCCGCGCGCUCGCUGCGCGGAGACCCGCCUGGCGGGUCCGCGGGGCCCCUCCCCAUUGCACCGGCUCCGAAUGUGUGGGGCGCCGCGAGCGCGCAUCGCCUUCCCACUGCGGGCUUUCUUCCCGUCGUUCCCGAGGCCCUGGCGGCCGUUACGGGCGGCUCGAGCCCCGUGCACGGCCUCGUGUCGUUGCCGGAGCGCCUUCACGGCCUCUUCACCUCCACUGACUUUCUGCCUUCCGCCCAGUUACCCCCCAGCGCGCAUGACGCCGCCUCCCGUGCUGCCGCUCACCGACCCUUACCCGCGUCGUUGAUGCUGCCGCCACCGGAGCCACGAGCCGCCGGGACCGCCGGCAAGUCAGCUGCAGCCUCGGCGACAGCGCGUUGGGAGAGCGACUCGGCAGCCACGCUAGCAGCGCCGCUGACGACGUCGACGAGCGCGGCGCUGGAGGCGGGGUUUGCGACAUUUGCGGGCUCUGAUCGUCACGUCGACGACGGCGCCUCGAGGUGGCGGAGGCGACUGGAGCUGCGCUGCGAGCCCGUCGCCGCCGGCGGCGGCGGUGCACCGCACGCUGCGGAGGCAGGCGCAACGUGGGCCUUCCCCUCGGCGGAACAGCUGGUAGCAGCAGCGGAUGAGGCGGCGGGUGGGGGAGCGGGAGUAGCAGCGAAUGAAUCGAAGGGUAUCCCUGUGACAGUGACGGAGGGCCUGCCGCGGGCACUGGAGCUCGCAAGGCGGGGAAUGGAUAACGCGGAAGGGGACGGGGGUUUAGAGGGCGUGGGCGGAGGCGGGGGCAUAGAGGGCGUGGUUGAGACCUGGGGCACGUGGGACACGGCGUGCGGCGCGAUGGGAAUGGACGCGGGGUUGAGAAGCGCUGGCACCGGCUUGGGCGCGGCGGAUAUGAGCGCAGACAUGGGCAUGGGCGCGGGCGCGGGCGCGGACAUGGUUAUGGGCACGGGGAUGGGGAUGGACAUAGAGGCGGCGGUGGAAAUGGAGUUGCGAUGCGCCGAGGAGCUACUGAGACGCACCGCCAUGGUAGCCGAAGCCGAGGCGCCGGCCAUCGCGCCCGAGGGAGAGGCUGACGCGCCCGCCAUGGCUCCGCGCGAGGCCGAGGUAACGGCCAUGGCGGGAGAGGUCGAGGCGCGAACGGAUAGCACGCAGGAUAGCGGCAUGGCAGACCCGCCGUCGCACCCUCUCGCCCUCGCUGCAGCGCAAGCACCGCCCGUGUCUGGCGGUGACGCACCCUCUCCUGGUGCUGCCCCAGAAAUCGCGCGCUUAUCCCGCCGCAACACGUGGUCCGCAGCGCCGUUCCCGUCGUCGGCGGACGCGGCGCUGAUGCAGGCGAUGGAGCUGGAUCGCCUGGAGCACGACGCCGCCAUGGCGCGCCUCACCGCCAUGGCCGCAUCUCACAGCGCCAAUCCCGCUCUGCCUCCCGCCCCGCCGCUUGCUUCCACCCUCCUUUCCCCAACCGCCCCCCGUACCCGCCUUUCCGCGGCACCCACUUCCGCUGUGCGCGCUGCUGACGCCAUUAUGACAGCUGCGCCCGCCGCCGCCAUGCCCGCCGCCAUGGCCGACGGCGCUAUGGAUGCUCCGUUCCUGCCCGCCCUCGACUUCCCCUCGCGCCCCAAGCGCGCCAAGCCGCUCCACCCGCCCGUGCUGCCCGCAGAUAGCGCUCCCCCCGCCAGCCCAGCAGCCGUCUCAUUGGCUGAGGCCUUCCGCAUGGAGGCGCUCCGAGCAGGCUGGGGGGAGAAAGACGGGGAGGGGGAGGGGGAGAUGCGGGAUGGAGAGAUGCAGGAGAGUGGCGGGCAGGGCGUCGAGACAUGGCAGGGUGGUGAAGGAGGAGAGCCAGCAGGGGGAGAAAGCACGGCAUGUGGGGCCUCCAGCUGUCACACGAGCAAGCAGGGGGGCGUGUGUGAAGGGGACGGGGAAGCAGUGGACACGGAAUUGCCCGGAAGCUUGGAGGGCCAAGCGGACGGGGAUGGCGGGGCGGAAGAGCGGGGGAGGGAGGCGGUGAUGGAGGGACCCAGCAGCAGCGGAGCAGCGGGGCUGUGGAACCCAGCGAGGGCGGCUGGGGGGAACACUGCCAGUGGCGGGGGCGGAAAGCCAGCCCUGGUGACAGCAGCAGCAGGAGCAGCGUGUGCAGGGCGCGGUGGAGGAGCGAUCUUUGACCCCUGGGCGCCCACCCGCACCACCACACUCACUGUCGCCCACCUGCCAGGCAUUGCCCCAGCUGUGCAGGAGCUGCUGGCACGGCGGUUUGCAACGAAUCAAGAGCGCUCCGCCCCGCCUGCUGUUGCGCCCGAGGUGCAGCAGCUGUUUGCGCGCCGCCACACCGUGUCCGGCACCCCCUCAGUGCGCGACUUGAGCUUGCAGCCCAGCCUGCCCGGCCCCUUGCACCCGCUCCCCUUCACCCUCCCCACCAUCCACUCUCUUGAAGACCCUCUCCCACUCGUCCCUGGCUCCCUCGCCUCCUUAACCACGACUGCACCUGCAGCCGCUGCAGCAGCUGCUGCUGCUGCGCCGUCUGCUCGCACUCUCUUUCCCUCGGUGCACCCCUUCAGCAGCACCACCCUGGGAGGGCACCACGUGCCUUCCCUGCCCACCACUGUGCCAGCGCCCUUCCCAUCGCCUGCCACCUCAUCACCUGCCAUCCCGUUCCGCUUCCUCACGCCUCCCCUGACGCCCUCGUCACCUCCCCUCACCGUCACACCCAGAGGAGCCAUCAGCGCCGACCAGGAAAAUGCAAGGGAGGCUCUGGCUUUACCCGAUGGGGUGGGGCCGCCCUUGCCUCGCGGCUCGGAAAUGCUAGCGGGGCGCAUUCCACGUGUGCACGGGUGCAAUGAGUGCCUGCCGUUGCUCGUGCCCAGUUAUUUCAAGAGACGGGCAGCUGUGAAGAAGCACACUCCUAACAAGUCCACGUGA
Molecule: messenger RNA, 3147 nt
Organism: Closterium sp. NIES-65
Lineage: Eukaryota; Viridiplantae; Streptophyta; Zygnematophyceae; Desmidiales; Closteriaceae
Source: the annotation of a GenBank genome assembly